Cuscuta europaea is the source of this 2098-nucleotide messenger RNA. NCBI's taxonomy places the organism in Eukaryota, Viridiplantae, Streptophyta, Magnoliopsida, Solanales, Convolvulaceae. The record is from the annotation of a GenBank genome assembly.
UUAAAAGGUCAUUCUUGUCAUGUAAGGGUUAGAUAAAGUAAAAAUGGGGGUGCGCGUAGCAACUGGAAGUGAAGGGAAAAUGGCGUAGCAACCCCCACCAAAAAUUUAGAAUUGACUGUUCCAAAGUCAAAAACCUAGUUAAAACUCAAAGCUUUGGUGAGUAACUGGAAGUGAAGGGAAAAUGGCGAAGUUCGUAACCAGCCGGAUCUUGGCAGGGCCAUCGAUGAUGUUAAGAAGACUGUGUACGGCGGUGGAGGUAAAGGCUGAGACGGAGGCGACACCUGUGGUGGAUAAUGAAAGCCGGCAUCUUUACAAGAGAUUAUCGGCGUUGGGUUCAGCCAAAGGGAAGGUGUCGGAGGUUCUUAACGAGUACAUUAGGGAAGGAAAAAGCCGUGUUGUCCGGAAACAACAACUCCAAAGGUGUAUCACAGAGCUCCGCCGAUAUAGAAAACAUCAAUGUGCCCUUGAGGAACAAAUCUUGAGGGCCUUCUCAUUCUCCCUCAAGGAUACCUGGAAUGCCGGAAUGAGUACGAUGAUAUCACAGAGCUCCGCCGAUAUAGAAAACAUCAAUGUGCCCUUGAGGUCAUGGAAUGGAUGGUGAGCAGGGGUAUUAACCUUGGGCAUUCAGAUCGUGCAAUACUUUUGGAUCUCAGAGCAAAGGUUCAAGGAAUUGCAGCCGCCGAGAAAUAUUUCAAUGACCUUUCACCUAAAGAGAAGGAUUGCUAUACGUAUGGAUCUCUUCUAAAUUGCUACUGUGUUAAGAAGAUGGAGGACAAAGCAUUAGCUUUGUUUAAGGAAAUGGAUGAGAUGAACUAUGCUUCAAAGUCAUUGCCUUUUAACAAUCUUAUGUGCUUGUAUAUGAGACUCGAGAAACCAGAAAAAGUGCCUCCUCUGGCAGAGGAAAUGAAGAGAAGAAAUAUAAAACUAAGCACAUUUACUUACAAUAUUUUGAUGACUAGCUAUAUCUCUUCCAAUGACAUAAUGGGAGUAGAAAGUGCUUUUGAAGAGAUAAAGAGGGAAAACGAAAAAGCGUGUGACUGGACAACUUACAGUCAUUUAGCGUGUGCCUACUCCAAACUUGGAUUUAAUGAGAAGGCUGAGCUAGCACUGAAAAUGCUGGAGGAAGAGAUGAGGGGGGCACCUAACCGUGAAGGGUACCACUUUUUGAUAAGCUUGUAUGGAGGAAUGUCUAAUCUAGUUGAGGUGCACCGUGUUUGGAAUUCUCUGAAGUCCAAGUUUCAGGUAACAACCAAUUAUAGUCAUCUUAUCAUGCUUCAAGCUCUAAGUAAGCUGAAUGACAUGGAUGGAUUAAAGAAAGUGUUUACAGAGUGGCAAUUAAGCUGCUCUAUUUUUGAUAUGAGACUAGCAAAUGCUGUCAUUAGUGCUUAUCUAAGGCAUGACAUGGUAGCAGAAGCUGAAAAGGUUCUUCUUAUUGGGAUGGAGAGAUCAAAGGGACCAUUCUUCUUUGCAUGGGAAAUGUUUUCAUCUUUCUUUCUGACGAAGGAGAAAAAUAUUAGUCGUGCUUUGCAGUGCAUUGAUGAUGCAAUAUCCUUAGUCAAGGAGAGCGAAUGGUCCCCAAAAUCUGACACCAUAGAUGCAUUUCUCAAUUACUUUGAAGAAGAGGGUGAUGUUGAUGGUGCUGAAAGGUUCUGCAGUAGUUUGAAGAAGCUAAGUUGUCUCAAAGGUGAUGUGUACAAAUCAUUGAUGCAGACUUACAUUGCUGCUGGUAGAAUAUCACAUGAUAUGCGCCAGAGAAUGGAGCAAGAUGGGAUUGAGAUUAGUGAUGAGCUUAAAAUGUUACUGAAAAAGGUGAGUCCUGAAUGACGUUAGGAGUAGCAUAUUUUCACCCGUUUAUGGCUUUGUAUGUGCUGUUACUAGCAUUUGUUCGUUUCACACUUGAAAACCAAGAUUGUUUGUAAACCCUUAAUGUACUUUCCCCCCUCGAGUUACUUACUCAUGGGGUUUAGCCAUCCAUCGUAUAUUCAUAUGCAUUUAAAGGUUUUGUGUUGUAAAGGUUUUGAUGAUACUUUUGGAUUUCAAAAUGCCCUUAAACAACCGUCAAUAGACUCUCAACAAUGAAAACAAAAAAAUUUCAAGU